Encephalitozoon intestinalis ATCC 50506 is the source of this 468-nucleotide messenger RNA. RefSeq names its product ribosome biogenesis protein RLP24. The transcript has a single exon. The coding region runs from base 1 to 468 and encodes 155 amino acids. NCBI's taxonomy places the organism in Eukaryota, Fungi, Microsporidia, Unikaryonidae. The record is from RefSeq and is a predicted model, not a curated record. Gene Ontology annotation, cellular component: nucleolus. Gene Ontology annotation, biological process: ribosomal large subunit biogenesis.
AUGAGGAUUGAAAAGUGCUGGUUCUGCUCGUCAAAUAUAUACCAAGGCCAUGGAACAGUCUAUGUCCGGAACGAUGCAAAAGUCUUUAGAUUCUGCAGAUCAAAGUGCAGAAAACUCUUUGAGAGACGUGUCAAUCCAAGGAAAGUCAAAUGGACAAAGAUAUCGAGAAAGAUGGCCAACAAGGAGCUUUGUAACGACCCCAUCCUGGAGUUCGAGCACCGCCUCAACGAGCCGCGCAUAUACGACCGCAAAGAGGUGCAAAAGACGCUUUCCAGCAUUCCAAAGAUACUUGAUAUAAGGAAGAGAAGAGAAGACUUCUUCAUCAAAGACAGAAUCCUGACAGGACAGGAGGCAAACAAGGAAAGCGAUCUGGAAUACAUCGAAAGACACGCAACCCUGCUUGAAAGUGAAGUUUCCUUCGAAAGCCACACCACAAAGGCCAAGAAAAAAGAAGCCCAGGCCAACUGA